AUGGCGUCCCCAAGGACCGCCUCUCACGCGGAGCCAAUCGGAACUCGCGGAGGGGCUGCUGGGGGCUUCCAGGAGCGCGCAUGUGCGGACGGCUGGCUGCAGGCGGCCGGGCGGGCUGUAACCCGCCGCUGGACUGGCGCUUUUGUGUCCGGAGGCUUCGGCCUGGCCGCUGUCGCCUAUAAGCUACCAGGAGGAGCUUUACGACUUGGCCGGUCGCAUCAAAGGCCAGACUCUGCGCGAAGAGGCGCUACGCGCCAACCGGCCGGCACCUGGCGGGCACCAUCCCACGGUGGCGCAGAAGCUCCUCAAUGGCCAGCGCCAGCUACAGCAGCGGCCGCGCACUCGCCUCGCCUGAGCUUGGGUACGUGCGCCCCACAACACCUCCCCCAGCCAGGGCCCGGGGACACCCGGGAGCGUCCCCCCGCUACCUGGCGCCGCUCAUCCUGGGCGGGAUAUUUUCCCUUAUUUCUUUUAGGCGAAUGUGCAUUGGGAAAGUCGACAUUAAUCAACUCAUUAUUCCUCAUAGAUUUGUAUUCUGCAGAGUAUCCAGGUCCUUCUCACAGAAUUAAAAAGACUGUACAGGUUGAUGCUGCUGGAUGCUGGCAGCCUGUUAUCGAUUACAUUGAUAGUAAAUUUGAGGACUACCCAAAUGCAGAAUCAUGCACGAACAGACAUCAGAUGCCUGAUAACAGGGUGCAGUGUUGUUUAUCCUUCAUUGCUUCUUCAGGACAUCGACUUACACCAUUGGAUAUUGAGUUAAUGAAGCGUUUGCAUGAAAAAGUGAAUAUCAUCCCACUUACUGCCAAAGCAGACACACUCACACCAGAGGAAUGCCAACAGUUUAAAAAACAGAUAAUGAAAGAAAUCCAAGAACAUAAAAUUAAAAUAUAUGAAUUUCCAGAAACAGAUGAUGAAGAAGAAAAUAAACUUGUUAAAAAGAUAAAGUACCGUUUACCUCUUGCUGUGGUGAGUAGUAAUACUAUCAUUGAAGUUAAUGGCAAAAGGGUCAGAGGAAGGCAGUAUCCUUGGAGUGUUGCUGAAGUUGAAAAUGGUAAACAUUGUUAUUUUACAAUUCUAAGAAAUACUUUGAUAAGAACACACAUGCAGGACUUGAAAGAUGUUACUAAUAAUGUCCACUAUGAUAACUACGGAAGCAGAAAACUGGCAGCUGUGAUUUAUAAUGAUAACAACAAGAAUAAAGGGCAGCUCACUAAAUCAAACUAUUCCGAGCUAAAG
This is a messenger RNA of Symphalangus syndactylus (siamang), 1236 nucleotides long. Its product is annotated as septin-7-like. Gene Ontology annotation, cellular component: septin complex. Gene Ontology annotation, molecular function: GTP binding. The record is from RefSeq and is a predicted model, not a curated record. Lineage: Eukaryota; Metazoa; Chordata; Mammalia; Primates; Hylobatidae.